UGCGGUUUCUUACAGGUAUAAAUUUCUCCCCACCCUGCUCUCUUCAGACUCUCUGAUGGUGAAGAACAGAACCAGCAAUGUACUUCAGAUUGCUUGUCUGUGUGGCUGCGGCACUCAUCACAGUCUGUCAAGGAUGUGAUGAAACAGGGACCGACUUCAUUACUGCAUUUCUUCCAAAUUUCUACGGAUACUCCAAACUACAACUGGUUAUAACUGCUCAGGACUCCACGGCCAAAGUUCGUAUAUCGCGGGGUUCGAAACCCAUCAAAACCUUAAUGGUGAAGGCAGGUGUAAGCCACAAGGUUCAGGUCAAACAAAGUAUCAAGAAGGGACUUCUCAAUUUCUUCAAAUCCAAACCUGUUUGUAAAACCCACUGGGUUGACCUCCCAAGGAAUUUAAUGCUGCAACGUCAGCUUGUUACUCCAAAUUCAGCUAUCCACAUUUCAUCCAGCAAAAGGAUCUCAGUGGUCUCGUUCAAUCGUCAGCGCUACUCUGGAGAUGGAGCAGUGGUUUAUCCUACAGACAAGCUGGGUAGUACGUACUAUGCCUACACUCCAAAAGGAAGUUUGACGAGAAUGGAUAAGCUCCUCGCUAUUGUGAACGGCCCUCGUCCCAACAUAGUCAAAAUUAUACCAUCUGCUGAUGUGAGUAUAAAUAGACGGACCAAAUGGCGCCGAAAGAAACCAGUGAGCUACCGCUUGGCACCAUACGCAUCCCUCCUUGUCCGAAGCAGAACAUCCUUAACUGGGACCGGAAUUUUUGCAAAAACACCAUUGGCUGUCUUAGCAGGGAACCAGUGUCUGAAACUCAAACGGUUUUGUGAACAUGUCUACGAGCAAUUGCCCCCGGUGAGUCUUCUUGGUACCGAGUACAUGGUUCCCAAACCAGGCCAAGCCAUGAGCAAAAACUGGGCUGCGAUUGUUGCUGUUGAAGACAACACUGACGUGACUGUCAAUAAGUGCCGCCGUCCUCAAAAACAGAAGCUGAUAAGGGCCGGCACACACACCGUGGUGGCCUUUCGCCAACCGAUGAUUGUGCAGAGCAACAAGCCAGUGAUGGUUCUCCUUCUCAGCGACAACCACCCUCAUGAUCCGUUCAUGUUGAGCCUGACGCCUUCCUCAAGGCUGGCAAGUGGCUGGACGGUGGAGACAAUGGCUGGACUCUCCAGUACAGUGGCCAUUGUGUCGGAAAGAGAGGGGGCUCACAGUGUGAGAGUUUGCUCAGCGGAUACAUGUUGGCCACUGAAAUGGAACCAAUUUCAUGCAAAUAUGAAGAGGGUGUGGUCAAACGUGAAAGUUGGUCAUUCGCAAAGUCAUGUGACAGUCAGCGGAGACGCCCAAAUGGCAGUGUAUGUUUAUGGAGGUAAACACCACCAUGGGUAUGGCGCAGCUGGUGUUUGUGCUGAUGACAGUCCUCCACCCACACCACCGCCUGACCCCUGUGGGAAUGUGAAAUGCAGAGUCAUGCAGAACUGUGUUGGAGGGAAGUGUGUCCAUGCUUCCACAGCAACCUGCCAUGCUGUGGGUGACCCCCACUACAUGACAUUUGAUGGCCGACGUUUUGACUUCCAGGGUUCCUGCACAUACAUUAUGACCACUGUCACCAAGACAGCGUCAGACUUGGUGCCAUUCACUGUGACAACAAAGAAUAAUCACAGAGGAAACCGGCGAGUUUCAUACGUGAAGACAGUGUCUGUCCACGUGUACAAUCAUGUGAUUGUCAUUGGCAGUCGCAAAGUCCUGGUUGAUGAAGAGCGGCAGAACCUCCCAAUCACUUUGUCCGGUGGCCGAAUCACUGUGAAAAAGAUCUUCUCCAACUACAUCCUCACCACAGACUUUGGGCUCACUGUGAAAUAUGACUGUAAUAUGAGGCUUUACAUCACUGUAACAUCAUCAUACUAUCACCACCUAGGUGGUCUCUGUGGAAAUUACAAUGGAGACAAGACUGAUGACCUGCCAGAACCUGCAGGCUCCAGUCUCUCCACUGUGCUGGCUAUGAUUCAGAAGUGGAAAGUGAAAGACUCUGACCUCUUCUGUCAUGAUAACUGUGGCGGCCAGUGUCCCAAAUGUUCCAAACCCCAACAAAUCCACUACAGCCAAAUAAAUCACUGUGGAAUCCUUGUUGAGUCUGGUGGACCGUUCUCACGCUGUCAUAAAGACGUCAACCCUGCCAUAUACCUGGACAACUGUGUCUAUGAUCUCUGCAUCAAUAAAGGCUCCAAGCAGAUCCUCUGUGACAGCCUAAAUAGUUACCAUGACGCCUGUGUGUCCAAGGAGUCGAAGGUCGACGUAAACUGGAGAAAAGAAGUGAAGUGUCCCAUCCUCUGUCCUCCUGGAAGUCAUUAUGAGGAGUGUGGUUCGGCUUGUCCUGCAUCCUGUUCAUUCCCCAACAGCGAGAAGCAGUGCAAAGCCCUCUGUGUGGAUGGAUGCCAGUGUGACAAGGGCUUGGUGCUCAGCGGAGACAAAUGUGUUCCUAAGUCCAGCUGUGGAUGUCAGUACCAGGACAAAUAUUACCUAUCAGGCACUUCUUUCUGGGAGGACAAAAAAUGCACUCGCAAGUGUCAUUGCCUGAAUCAGCAAGUCCAGUGCACUUCCAAGACCUGCAAAAAGAAUGAGCACUGCGCCUUGCUGGAUGGCGUCAGGGACUGCUACCCAGUGUCCUACACAAGAUGCCAGAGUGCCGGAGACCCUCACUACCAAACCUUUGACAAACGGCGGUUUAAUUUCCAGGGCACCUGCACAUAUGUUCUAUCUCAGCUCUCAAAAUCCGCGGACAAGGAGCUGGAACCUUUUCGAGUGUUGGUACAGAAUGAACACAGAGGCAGUAACAAGGCGGUGUCCUACACCAAGUCUUUCUCCAUUACUCUGUUUGGCAACAUCACCAUCAGCAUGAGCCGCAGCAGCCCCGGCGUCACCCUGGUAAACAAUCGACCGGUGAACCUACCGUACAUCCUGGACGACGGAAAGUUGACAGUGUUGCGGGAGGGAUACUUUGCAGUUGUGAAGACAUAUUUUGGCCUGAAGCUAUGGUUCAAUUGGGACAGCCAUGUUAGCAUGAGGCUUCCCAGUACAUACGCCUCUGCCACAGAAGGGCUGUGUGGGAAUAACAACGGCAAACCUAAUGAUGACUUGAUAAAACCUGACGGUCAGCUGGCAGCAAAUGACAAUGUUUUUGGAGACAGCUGGAAGGUUGGAGGAGAGCCUGGCUGCACCAGCAAAUGCGCUGGUGAUAGUUGUCCUCACUGCACUCCGGGAGAGCUCAAUCAUUACCGACAACGGCGCUACUGUGGCAUCAUAGCAGACAAGUCAGGACCAUUUGGAGACUGCCAGAGUAAAGUGAAGCAUGAAGACUACAUGGAGGACUGUGUCUUUGACCUGUGUAUGUACGAAGGUCACGUCUCCGCUCUGUGCAUCAUCCUUUCAACAUUCAGCAACGCUUGUCAGGAAGUGGGAGCAAGAUUGAAGCCUUGGAGGACGGACGACUUUUGUCCUUCCUCCUGUGGCGCUAACAGCCACUAUGAGCUCUGUCCCUCCAUCUGCCAGCCGACCUGCUCCAGUCUCACUGUCCCAGAGGACUGUGAUGAAAGUGCCCGCUGUGUUGAAGCCUGUGUGUGUGAUGAUGGAUUUCUGCUGAGCAAUGACAAGUGUGUUCCUAUAGCAGAAUGUGGCUGUCAAUAUGAUGGACAGUAUUAUCAGAUUGGGCAGGCCUUCUUUCCUUUAGAGUCAUGUGACACCCGAUGUGAGUGUUCAGACAACGGGGCAAUAGAGUGUGACAAAGCCUACAUUUGCCCUGAAAAUGAGAAGUGCGAGGUGAACAGCGGCCAGGCAUCAUGCGUUUACUCAGGUUUAGGAUCCUGUUCUGUCUUUGGAAUGCAAACAAUUCAGUCCUUUGAUGGGAAGGUGUAUCCUCUGUGGGGCGACUGUUGGUUCCACCUGUCAGAGGUGGAAAUGGAGGCGGAGGGGAGGCCUGCGUUCUCAGUGUCAGUGCUUCAGCAGUCUGGGAAGGAUGGGAGAGUCACUCGGAACGUGGAGCUGGAGGUUUAUGACAUCGGAAUUACAAUGGAGACUGGUGUUAUUGGGGAGAUUAAGGUUGAUGAUGACAGAACCUAUCUACCUGUAUAUCUGUCUGAUGGACGGAUCAGAGUCCAUCAAAAUGGUAUCAACAUCAUCACUGAGACAGACUUCGGUCUGAGUUUGUCAUACGACACCGUCGCCAGCAUCCUCUUACAGAUUCCAUCCACAUACGCUGGCUCCCCCUCUGGUCUGUGCGGCAAUUACAACGCAGAUAUUUGUGAUGAAACUGAAGACCCGGCCAAGUUCCUAGUCAAUGAAACCACUCCCUGUGAAGUGGGCUGUGGCACAACAUCCUGUCCCAAACCAGACAGAAAGAAAAUCCCAGAAGCUGAAAGUAAGUGUGACAUCAUCCGAGCUUGGUCUGGUCCGUUUGCUCGGUGCCACUCCACGGUUUCAGCUUCCACUGCCUUUGACGCCUGUGUCAGGGAACUGUCCAUGGAUGGAGGAGGGGCUGACACUCUGUGUCGCCACAUCCAGCACUAUGUCACUGCUUGCCAACGUGCUGGAAUACAGAUAAAUGAAUGGAGGACGAAAGACUUCUGCCCUGUGACAUGUCCACCCGGGAGUAGCUACAAACUGUGCUCCUCUUCUUGCUCCUCCACCUGCUUUUCCUUGGAGAAAGCAGACUCCUGCCCAGUGUGCCAGGAAGGUUGCCAGGCUGACAAUGGCCUGAUGUGGGAUGGAAACCAAUGUGUGUCUGUUGACAAAUGCGGCUGUGUGUUGGAUGGACGGUACUACAAGUCAGGACGGACGAUGCUCCUCAAUGACUGCUCCGAGAGCUGCACCUGCCAGUCUGGACAGUUCAAAUGCUCACCAGCCAGCUGCAAGGAGGGGGAGGAAUGCUCCAGCAAGAAUGGAGUUUUCGGCUGUUAUGCCACAGUGCAACAAAUCCCUGAAUAGAAGUGACUGGCGCUUCUCUCUGCUGGUGUAUUUACAAGGAAUCGGGGCCUGCAACUGCAAACUGUUAUCAAUGUAAAGCUUCUUUUUUCCUUUGGGGCAUUUAAAAAUACAAAAAACAAUAUUAAAUAAAUAUCUUUGAGCAAACU
This is a messenger RNA of Synchiropus splendidus (mandarinfish), 5119 nucleotides long. RefSeq names its product IgGFc-binding protein-like. Gene Ontology annotation, molecular function: protein binding. NCBI's taxonomy places the organism in Eukaryota, Metazoa, Chordata, Actinopteri, Syngnathiformes, Callionymidae. The transcript is spliced from 26 exons. Gene Ontology annotation, cellular component: extracellular matrix. Bases 78 to 4973 code for a protein of 1631 amino acids. The record is from RefSeq and is a predicted model, not a curated record.